CACCCAUCAACAUUUCAACUUCAUACUGGUGUGGUUUCAGCUCUGGGUUUCAUUAUCCUUCAAAACCCUAAAGCUUUUGGGGUUUUCGCCUUAAAACCCUAGACCUUUUGAAGUUUAAAUUUCAGAAAUUUGAAUAAUUUUACAAUGCCUUGUUUUCCUAAUCCUGGUUCUGUUACCAUUUGUGAAAUCAACCGAGAUUUGAUUACCGCUGAUAAUCUAUCUGAUGAUCGAGCUAAAGACACUUACGGAAAACUUCUCGGAAUGGUGUUCAGUCCGGUGCCGUUUCAGAGUGAUGAACCCGAUCAGCAUGAAACUGAACAGGAAGGGAUAAGACACGGAGAAACAGAGGGUUUUUUGUCAACGUUGCUGGGACUUAAACGCAUUUUUCAUCCCAAUCAUGUGAAUUUGUUACCUGAGGUUGAUCUUCAAGGUGUAAGCUGGCACUCAUAUAAGCAUAUCAUUGCAUUUAUCUCUGGUGCGAAUCAAGUUUUAGUUCGCGAUUAUGAGGAUUCAGAAGGGAAGGAUCCAUGCAUUUUGACCAGUGAGUCUCAAAGAAAUGUUAAAGUUCUUGAGUGGAGGCCGAAUGGGGGGAGGUCUCUCUCUAUAGGAUGCAAGGGUGGAAUUUGCAUAUGGGCUGCUUCUUAUCCAGGGAAUGCAGCAUCUGUGAGAUCUGGGGCUGCUUCAUUCUUGGGAACCCUCUCUAGAGGCUCUGGAACUCGAUGGACUCUAGUUGAUUUUCUCCAAAGUGGGAAUGGAGAACAAAUAACGGGUCUCUCGUGGAGUCCUGAUGGAAGAUGUUUGGCAUCAGCAUCAUAUGAGAGCUCAUCAUUUACCAUAUGGGAUGUUGCUCAAGGGCCAGGGGUACCUAUUCGACGUGGAUUGGCUGGCAUAUCAAUACUUAAGUGGUCCCCAAGAGGAGAUUACUUUUUUUCUGCAAAAUUUGAUGGAACAUUUUAUCUUUGGGAGACUAACACGUGGACGUCUGAACCAUGGUCUUCAAUUAGUGGCUUUGUCACGGGAGCAACAUGGGAUCCUGAGGGACAUAUGAUAUUGCUUGCUUUCUCUGGGUCUUCAACAUUGGGCUCUAUACACUUUGCAUCAAAGCCUCCAUCAUUGGAUGCACAUCUACUACCUGUUGAUUUGCCAGAAAUAAUUUCCUUAACAGGCAGUCAAGGAAUUGAGAAGAUAGCAUGGGAUGCUUCAGGGGAGCGAUUAGCUGUAUCUUAUAAAGGGGGUGAUGAUAUUUACAAGGGUCUGAUUGCAAUAUAUGAUGCUAGAAGGAGUCCUUUGAUUUCCGUAUCACUAAUCGGUUUUAUUAGAGGGCCUGGGGACAAUCCGAAACCACUCGCCUUUUCAUUUCACAAUAAAUUCAAACAGGGACCAUUGCUAUCUGUGUGCUGGAGCAGUGGAUUUUGCUGUACCUAUCCUCUCAUUUUUCGAUCUCAUAUUCUUCCUUAGUCAAGUAAUAAUUUAGCAGCCCAACCAGAGGUGGUGAUGAAGAAGGCAGAUGCAAUCUUGGGACAAGUUGGAACAUGGGACUAUAUGCUUUGAGAGGCAAGCAGGGAAGCUGUGUUAACUUUUGUGGAAACAAAUGGGUGAUGUGAUUAUUUGGUGAAGAAUCCAGGGAGUCUUUUUUAAGAUGUAUUAAUUUUGAUAUGCAAUGUAGAUGCUAUUUUUGAAGAGUUGGUUUCUUGAUAAAUAA
This is a messenger RNA of Pistacia vera, 1702 nucleotides long. RefSeq names its product aladin. Gene Ontology annotation, cellular component: nuclear pore. Lineage: Eukaryota; Viridiplantae; Streptophyta; Magnoliopsida; Sapindales; Anacardiaceae. Gene Ontology annotation, molecular function: protein binding. The record is from RefSeq and is a predicted model, not a curated record. The transcript has 16 exons. Gene Ontology annotation, biological process: nucleocytoplasmic transport. Bases 145 to 1458 code for a protein of 437 amino acids.